AUGGGUCUUCAUCACAAAUCAGUGACGCCGAUGAUCCGGCACGUCAUUAAGAACAUAUCCCUCCUCUGCCUGAGCCUAACGUUCCUGCCGUUCACCAGUCUUGUCGUUCUGGUGUGCCAGGUGUACACGAUUUUGUCAACAUGGCUGAACCCAAAACGUGGGGCGCCAGAAGUCGCCAAGACCAUCCUGGUUACUGGUGUCAACAUGAAUAAAGGCCUCUCGACGGCUAGAUUAUUUCACAGUCAGGGCCAUCGAGUCGUAGGGGCAGACACGCACCGACUAUCACCGGCAAGGGUUUCCGUGGCUCUUAGCCAGUUUUAUGUCCUUCCCGAGCCGUGCGACACGGAGCUUGAGCCUCUCAGCGCUCACACGACGGCGUACGUAACCUCGCUAUUGCAGAUCAUCACAGCAGAGAAGGUCGAUCUCUGGGUAUCAGUGUCAGACGUCAACGCGGCCAUACAAGAUGCACAGGCUCAGCAGCUUAUUGAGACCUGUACCAAUACGAGGGUUAUUCAACUGCAAGAGACCCAAGUCAAAAUGCUGCACAACAAGGCGUUGUUUAUGAACCAUGUUCAUUCAAUCGGUCUCAGGGCUCCGGAAACGAAAACUGUCUCAAGCGCUGCAGAACUUGUCGAGUUUCUAUCAGCUCGAGGCGGCUUGUCACUCAGCAUAUCCGGCGGUACGCAAUACCUGGUCAAACCGGUUGAUGUCAACGACAUUGCUCGCUUCGACAUGGCUUUGGUGCCCCGGGAUAUCGAGCAAGACACAAUACAGGCGAUCAACACGAUCCCAUUCAAGAAUGGAAAUCGGGUUCCGUCUUUCCAAGUCCAAGAAUACAUUCAGGGCAGGGAGUACUGCACACAUGCUCUGGUGAUUCGAGGCCAAAUUCGUGCCUUCGUUGCUUGUCCUUCUGCAAGCGUCCUGAUGCACUACUCGGCACUAUCACCAUCGUCACAUCUCAGCCAGAAAAUGCUGCACUUCACGAGAUCGAUCAUUGAGAAGGACUCCACGGAUUGGACGGGGCACUUGAGCUUCGACUUCAUCGUCAGGUCGAAAGCCAGCAGUAAUCUAGAGGAAGACCAGCAUGCGGAGAUUUACCCGAUAGAGUGCAAUCCAAGGGUACACACGGCCGUUGUACUCUUCAACGAAACACCAGGGCUGGUAGAAGAUUAUCUAAGUGUACUGGAGCCAGAUGUGGCUCACCAGCCGGUGGAGCCUCGGUAUCCUAGAACUUAUCGAAAGUACUAUUGGUUGGGCCAGGACUUGGUCGAGCUCGCUAUCUUGCCCACCAUUCGAGCACUACUCAUGCCCAACGGCGGUGAUACCUCAAUUCAGCAGUCGUGGUGCAAGUUUUGGCAUCACCUUUGCCACUGGAAGGAUGCAACCUUCGAGGUAAGUGACCCAUGGCCAUUUUGGUGGCUCUAUCACGUGUACUGGCCCGUCCAGUUUGCCUGGUCUUUGAGAACAGCACGUUGGCAAAUGAUCAACGUCAGUACCGGCAAAGUAUUCAAGGCGGCAUAA
Messenger RNA from Verticillium alfalfae VaMs.102, 1521 nucleotides. RefSeq lists its product as hypothetical. The record is from RefSeq and is a predicted model, not a curated record. Gene Ontology annotation, molecular function: metal ion binding; ATP binding. NCBI's taxonomy places the organism in Eukaryota, Fungi, Ascomycota, Sordariomycetes, Glomerellales, Plectosphaerellaceae. Bases 1 to 1521 code for a protein of 506 amino acids. The transcript has a single exon.